Messenger RNA from Paramecium octaurelia, 1356 nucleotides. NCBI's taxonomy places the organism in Eukaryota, Ciliophora, Oligohymenophorea, Peniculida, Parameciidae. The record is from the annotation of a GenBank genome assembly.
AUGAUUGAUGAUUAAAAUAUCGAAUCUGGUGAUUAAUCUUAAUAUUUGAGAAAUUGUGAUAGUUUGAAUGCUUAUGAAAUCAGUGGAUAAAUUCAACAGGAUCAUUUUUCUUCAUUAUAUAAUAAAGCAAUAGAAAAAUAGCAAAGAAUCAAUUAAAAACAAGAAGAGAAGAAUGAAGAAAUUAAACAAUAAGCAAAUAAAGUUAAGAUUGAUUAUAACUCAUAAAAAAUCCUUUUGAAGAAAUUAGAAACACAAAUUAAUACAGUACUUAAUCGUCAUUAAAUUGAAGAGCAAUUGGACUAUGAAAGAUUUUGUAAUGUGCUGGUUGAUCUAGGUAUAUCAACAAAGAAUGAUCAUGUGUCAAUUGACUUAUGGAAAUUAUUAACAUUAGGAUUAGAUUUAGAAAGUGCAUUUAUUGGAUUUGUAUUUAAUAUUCUUGUGAUAUUAUUGGAAAAAUAGUUAACACAAACUUAAUCAAUAGUAUUAUUAACAGACGUUAUAAAUGUUGAAUUAGAAGAUUAGAACAUACCAAAAUAGGUGAUUAAUUUUGAAGAAUUAUAAGAAUUGAUGUUUAGAUUGACUAAUAAAUUUAAAUUAUUAAAUGUGAGAUUUUCAACUGGAUCAAGAGGACAAUCUUCAUCAAAAAAAGAGUCUUGGGGUAAUAAUAAUAGUUAAAAUAAUGGAAAACAAAGACAAUAAUUUGACACUCACUUGUCGGAUACAAUAAAUAGAUUUGAAGUGCUAUAUGAGCAUUCUAAAGUAUUAUAGGAGAAGAAAAGAUAGUUGGAAUCCUAUAUACAAGAUGAUCCAGAAUGUCUAUUUAAGCCUUAAUUGACAUCGAAUUAAACAAAGAGAUAAGACAAUGUAAGUACAUUUAAUAGAUUGUAUUAAAAUGCAGAAGCAAUAAAAAUGCAUAAGUAAAAGUUGAAGGACAAUUUGAAUAGAUAAAGGGAUGAAGAGGAAUUAAUGGAAUGCACUUUUAAACCAAAGUUAACUAAUAAACAGAGAUAUUCAUUUAAGCCUGUGAAGGGAGAAUCUGCAAUUCUAGAGAGAAUGAGCAAGGCUAGACAGAUGAAACAAGAAAAAGAGAACUUCUAUUCUAUGGAACAAACCAAUAGUCAAAAUAGGCCUCAUCAAACUGUGCCUGAACCUUUUGAUUUAAGUAAAAGAGUCUCCAAUCCAAAGAAUAUGUUACUGAAUGUGGAUAUAAGGAUUUCAAAAAACAGGAAAGCUAGAAUUUGUAUUAGAGAAGGAGAUGACAUAGAGCAAGUAAUAAAAGGAUUUGCAAAGGCUCAUCAAUUAAGCUUAGAACAAUAGAAUGUAUUAAAAGAAACUUUAGAAUAAUACAUUAAUUGA